Messenger RNA from Amphibalanus amphitrite, 3291 nucleotides. Its product is annotated as leucine-rich repeat-containing protein 24-like. NCBI's taxonomy places the organism in Eukaryota, Metazoa, Arthropoda, Thecostraca, Balanomorpha, Balanidae. Gene Ontology annotation, molecular function: protein binding. The record is from RefSeq and is a predicted model, not a curated record. The coding region runs from base 509 to 2626 and encodes 705 amino acids. The transcript has a single exon.
GCACGAGGCACAUGCUGCCUGAGACCGUCCGAGUGAGCCGCGAAGCUGAGCUGAAGCUGUCGCAGUGAGGACCCUGUGCAUCAACAGCACGAGGCCCGGUCAGCCGACAGCCGGCUAUCUGCGGCUGUCAGUGACAGUGACAGCGUGACAGUGAAGUGACAGUGGCGUGAUAACUGCUGGUAAGAAUAUCAAUGGCUGGACGAGCGUGAAAAUAUUUACACUCAGUGACGACCAGCAUAAAUCAGUGAACAGUACGAUCAACAGUGACCAUCAAUGAGCAUUAGCUACAAUCAGUGGGCAAUGGACAUUGCUGAUCAGCAGUGACAGCCGGUGACCACUGGUCAGCGUGACCAGCAGUGACCGUCGGUGAAAAAAUCAGUGAUCGCCAGUGACCGACUCAGUGACCUUCGAGUCACUGAAAGAGUGCGCUCACCACCGCACUGAGCUGGUUCGACCAUGACCAGGCAGUGGUCGCGGCGAGCCGGCUCUGAGUGCGUAUAGCGGCGCCAUGGCAGUGCGCGUGGCGGCAGCGGCAGCCGCACUGUGGCUGGCCGCAGCCGUGGCUCUAUCGAGCGCCGAGUGUUUAGGAGGCGUGUGCGACUGCCGGUGGAAGGGCGGCAAACAAACAGUGGAGUGUAUCGGUAAGGGUCUGCUUACCAUCCCCGCCGCGAUGGAUUCCAGCACACAGGUGCUCGACUUUUCUGGAAACAACAUCCAGAUCUUGGCGCGGCACAAGUUCCAGAGGAUGGGUCUCAUCAACUUACAGCGAAUCUACUUAGCGCGCUGUAAGCUCUCUCAGGUAAACGACCACGCGCUGUUCGGUCUGACGAACCUGGUGGAGCUCGACCUCAGCGAUAACCUGCUGACGGACGUCCCGGGUCGCACCUUCACCGACGUUCCCGCGCUGAUGCGUCUCUCGCUGAGCGGUAACCCGAUCCGGCGCCUGUCGCGCACCAGUCUCACAGGCCUGCGCGAGCUCACCUCUCUGGAGCUGUCGCGCUGUGAGCUGGAGACGGUCGAGGAGGACGCGUUCGCCGCUCUGACCAAGCUGCAGUGGCUGCGGCUGGACGGGAACCGGCUGGCCACCAUGCAGCCGGACGGGCUGUCACUGGGCCUGCACGGGGUGGACCUGCACGCCAACCCAUGGCGGUGUGACUGCCGGCUGCGGCCCCUGCGCCGCUGGCUGGUGCUGUACAAGGUGCCGCCGGCGGUGGUGCCUCGAUGCUCGGAGCCGCCGCGUCUGGCCGGCCGGCCGCUGCGCGACACCGAGCCACCCGAGCUGGCCUGUCUGCCUGAGGUGACCACCGACCAGUGGCUGAUAGAGGUGGCCGAGCAUCAAAACGUGACGCUCAACUGUCGGGUGCACGCCGAGCCGCCGGCCAACGUGAGCUGGAGCUUCAACGACCAGCCGCUGUCCGACUCUGAUGCCGUCUUCUACCGGCCGUACGCAAUCAGUGAGUACAGCGAGCAGGCGGGCACGCUGCGCCACGGACAGCUGCUGGUCCUCAAUGCCACCGACACGGAUGAGGGGGUGUUCCGCUGCACGGCGACCAACGUGGCCGGCGUCAGCUCUGUCAACUACACCCUGCGCGUCCUGCUGCCCCCGGGGAGCAGCAGCUCGGAGUCUGCGCCGCCGCAGAGACCCACCUACCUGGCGGCGGUGGGCGCCUCGCUGGCGCUCCUUCUGGCACUGCUGGCCCUGCUCGUCUGCCUGGUGGCGCUGCGAUGCGCGCGCCGGCGGCGACAGCGGCCACCCGUCGAGGCCGAUGCGAAAACCGGGGUCAUCAACACGGCUGUGGACACGCCGAGCAGCACGUGCUCAGCGCCCAAGGCGGUGGGCGCGGCGGGCGCGGGCGCCGGUCGGCCCCCGCCCGGCGGUCUGGCCGACUGUCGGGAGCACGUCACCUACAUCGGCCAGCGGUGCUGCACCAGUCCGUCGCGCCGUUCGGCCGACAGUAACCCGGACGUGGUGAGCGACACGGAGCCGACUGCGCGCCGCGCCGAUCGCCACUCCGAAGGAGACUUCACCUACGAGCGUCGUCGCUCCUCCAAGCGGCUGGGCGCGCUCUGGCGGCCCGACGAGCCGGCGCCGCUGGUGCAUGUGGACGUGCACCCGGGGCCGGAGCCGCGCCGCAGUGGCACCGUUGGCCGGAGUCGGUCCUACCACCAGCAGCUGGCCGGUGUGCCGCCGGCCGGCUACCGCAGCCUGCCGCGGCACCGGCCGCACGGCCGGCCAGCAGAGCCGCCGGCCGCCGAGCUCCUCCAAAUGCAGUCGGUCUCAAUAUCCAAUCGGCCGCCACCUCCGCCACCUCCGCCUCGAUCAACGCGGCCCGUGGCGGUGGCCGAGGCCGUGCCGCCGCUGCAAGGGGGCCUCCCCAGUCCGCCGGGACUGGACAGUCCCCCUCCUCUGGCACCGCCGGCCGGCUUCACUGAUGACGAGGUUCCAACGUACAGCCAGGUGCGCCGUCCGCCGCGCGGUGACCCCAACACCAGCGGUCUACCGGCGCCACCGCCCGCCGGGCCCGCGGUCAAAUUCGGCGACCACGUGACGGCGGCGCACUCGAGCCUACACGAGAGUCCCGACGAGGGUUACGACGAGUCUGCGGGGGACGUUACCGAGGUAUAGCAGCGGGCGCGGCGCUGGCCCGCCGGUGCCGCUGUGAGAGCCCAGCCGGACGCUGGGCACAGUGCGACGUGACCUGGCGCCCGCGUGACCCGACCUGACCUCUAUCGGGAACACUCAGCCGGAUCGGCCGGGCCGCACCGGGCCGAAUUCAACUUUUUUAGGCUCAGAGGGCUAUUUUGUUACGCGUUGUGCUCAGAGUGAUACGGUGGACCGUGGAGUGGUGAUAUGGGUCGGUACGGGAGGUGCGAUCCCAGCAGAGCUGUGUCAGUGUGUGGGUGAUCGAUUGGGUCGCGGGCGUCAGACCUCUGGAAGUGUGACGGUGAUUGGUGAAGUAGGAAGGUCGCGGUCCGACGGCGCUGCCUAGCAGCGGACGAUGCCGUCGGGCCGACCAGCUGUUGAUGUCAAAGUGUUGGCCAGUUCGUCGAGUUGUUGUCAGACAAAAGUAUUUUAGCGUGUUGAAGUUGGACCGGUGGGUGGUCGCGCGGUGGUCCUGAGCUCAGCUGUGUGUGUGUGUGUCUGUUUGUGUGUGUGUGUGCCGCAGUACCGCGUCCAUUGUCCGCCUGAGCAAACUGCAGGCGGAGCUGGCUGCCGCCCCUCCCCCUUGGGGCGGUCCCACUGGUGCAAUAAGCUUUUUGAAUGAAUACAUGUCCGGGAGCAUGACCGAG